UUCACAUGAGGAAUGCACAUUAAGAAACUCGAUUGAAAUAAUAGAUUUAAAUAAAAGUCAGAUAAUCAGCGUGUGGCUUUGGCUGUGUGUCCGCAGCCGGAGGAAAACUCUGCGUCCGGAGCCAAAAACGAGGCCAACCGGAGCAGCGGAGGACUGAUGGAGGAGAUGAACGCUCUGCUCGCUCGCAGACGGAAAGCAGUAGAUGAGAAGAAGGAUGGAGAAAGCCAAAGUGACGAUCCCGCGUGCCGUGGACAGAACGCCGCAGACGGUGUGAAGAAGCCGUGGGAUCGAGCCAAUUCGGCGGAGAGAUCAUCACUGGUGUCCAGGUCCAACACAACCCAAUCAAGAUUCAGUCAAAGCACAAACCUACUGGAUUCUUACAGGACUUUAGGGGAGAGUUCAGCCAGAAAUGAUCGUUCUGUCCUCACGUCUGCGUUGAACACAAAAGAAGAUAUUAUGAAGAAUGUUGGGAACCAAGCACUUUGACUUCCAUAGUGGCUGUCGACUGUUACCAGAAC
Sinocyclocheilus rhinocerous is the source of this 518-nucleotide messenger RNA. Its product is annotated as ena/VASP-like protein. The coding region runs from base 157 to 486 and encodes 109 amino acids. The record is from RefSeq and is a predicted model, not a curated record. The transcript is spliced from 4 exons. NCBI's taxonomy places the organism in Eukaryota, Metazoa, Chordata, Actinopteri, Cypriniformes, Cyprinidae.